GUUGGUGUAGUGGGAUUUGAGUCUGUAUUAUAAAAAGCUACAUUUCUCACCACCACCCAAUCUCUCUCUCUCUUGAAGUAGACUCUAAGCUAAAGCCACCGUCAGAUUUCAGAUCUCAGAUCUCAGCUCUUCAUUCGAAGCCAUGGCCGAGAAGGGGAAGGAAAAGGUAACUAUGAUGAAGUUGAAGGUGGAUCUUGAUUGUGCCAAGUGUUACAAGAAAGUGAAGAAGGUUCUUUGCAAAUUCCCUCAAAUAAGAGACCAAUUGUUCGAUGAAAAGUCCAACAUUGUCAUCAUCAAAGUGGUUUGCUGCAGUCCUGAGAAGAUCAUGGACAAACUCUGUUCCAAAGGCGGCGGCUCCAUAAAGACCAUCGAGAUCGUCGAGCCACCCAAGCCUCCUCAGCCACAAGCCCAACAACCACCUCCCCAGAAACCUAAAGAUGCUCAGCCUAAAGCUCCUGAGAAGCCUAAGGAACCUGAAAAGCCCAAGCAGCCUGAAAAGCCCAAAGAACCCGAAAAGCCGAAACAGCCCGAAAAGCCCAAAGAACCCGCUCCAGCACCCGCAGCCAAACCCGCACCCGCUCCCGGCCCUGCGCCAGCACCCGGUCCUGCCCCGAAGCAGCCGGGACCGCCUGUGGCGAUCCCGAUGAUGCCGCAAGGGCAGCCAGCAAUGUGUUGUGGACCCUACUACGACGGAUACGGAGGGCCAUCGUUCAAUGGAUAUGGAAUGCCGCCGCCGCAGCCUUACGAGUGCUAUGGCCGACCAGUCUACGAGAGCUGGGGUGGGGGCUGCCCACCACCACCUGCUUAUAGACAUUGCCACGUCACUAGAUGUGAUUACUUCAGCGAAGAGAAUCCACAGAGCUGUUCCAUCAUGUGAAUUGACUUCUUUAUCUUUAAAUCCUUAUUUUUCCUUUAAUCUUUUUUUCUUAUACAAAUAAUAAUUAAAAAAAAUAUAUAGAGAGAUGUUUACGUGUAAUGUUGUGAUUAUGAGAACCAAUAAGGAAGGAAGGAUCGUUGUAUUUUGUAACUGUAAAACACUUAAAAAGAAAAUUGUUUCAUUUUCUUCUUUAUAUGAACCAAUAAUAGUACUACUGUAUUUCGCUUUA
Arabidopsis lyrata subsp. lyrata is the source of this 1106-nucleotide messenger RNA. Its product is annotated as protein PYRICULARIA ORYZAE RESISTANCE 21. The transcript has 3 exons. Gene Ontology annotation, biological process: regulation of defense response to fungus. Bases 143 to 877 code for a protein of 244 amino acids. Gene Ontology annotation, molecular function: metal ion binding. The record is from RefSeq and is a predicted model, not a curated record. Lineage: Eukaryota; Viridiplantae; Streptophyta; Magnoliopsida; Brassicales; Brassicaceae.